Messenger RNA from Heterobasidion irregulare TC 32-1, 1179 nucleotides. RefSeq lists its product as uncharacterized. Bases 1 to 1179 code for a protein of 392 amino acids. NCBI's taxonomy places the organism in Eukaryota, Fungi, Basidiomycota, Agaricomycetes, Russulales, Bondarzewiaceae. The record is from RefSeq and is a predicted model, not a curated record. The transcript is spliced from 2 exons.
AUGAGAUUAAAGAAAGAGUUGCUCCGACAACAAUGCGACCUAGGAGCCGACCCAUACGAGGUUCCAGAAGUUGGGAGGGAGGGAUAUGAGAGCAGUGUUGUAGAGACCAGCCAAGCGUCUGAGGUGCCGGCGGCAGCGCGGAAUAAUCCGCAGCAACAUGUCCCAAAUCCAAUUCUCUUCCAGCGAGACACUCACCGUCUUGACGCUCCGUAUCCCACAAACGCCUGCAGCAUGCUUCGCAAUUCGCAACGGCAGGUCAUUCGCCGCUGCGCCAACAUCCGUCAUCUGUCCAGCUCUGCCCCGUGUCGGGACAACGGAGCAGCCCUAGAUCCAGCGGCUACCAAAAUAGCUGCACGGGUCACAUCACCAACGCGCAGACCUAGAACAGAUGAUUUUGGAGGAAUCUCUAUCCCUCCUCAAAACAGGCGUCCGUUCAACAACGCACGACAAGGGGCAGAAAGGAACUCCAACUCGGACGUGCGUUCGGCACAACGCAGCCCUCGUACCGGAGACAACAACAACCGCCCUAGACGUCGCGCGCCCGCACAACUCGGCUGGGGAGAUGACCUCGUCUCCGAACAGAGUCUCGCCUCGCGCUUGUGGAGUCGUCAGCAAAUUGAUGAACCGGCUGCUAACGCCUCUACCUCUAACUCCCGUUCGACCACCUCCGGACUUCCUACCACUCCCAAGCAGUCGCCAUUUUCGCCAUCCACCCGAGACACGCCCCGGAAAGCCAAGAUGGUACGCACACCCAACGAAGUAGAAGCGGUACAGAGUAAGCAGACGAGUGAGACGGUGGUGGUACCCAAAUCGAAGGCUUCUGCAAGCAGGAGUGUGACCUCUGAAGCGCUCAAUACGAAGCCUUCACAGUCCAACAAAGCGGAGCAUCCAGUCCAGAUGGUCGAUCUCGCGUCCACAAACUUGACGUCUCUUUUCGCUACGCCUGUCCCCAAGGUCCAAACUUUAGCGCCAAGUCUUAAAGGCCUUCAAUUGCGCGACGUAUACGAGCGCAGGUCAGGCGACUAUACGCGGUUCGCGUCUGGACAAGUCAUCCGGAAGACAGCUCGCAAGGCGCUCGAACCCGUUCGUUAUGCCCGACAUGUGUUGGGUUUCAGCAGGCACUUGAGCUUGAAGCAAAGGGUGAAAGCGGUGAAGGUCAUUGAAAGCGUGGUUCCCUAG